This is a messenger RNA of Myxocyprinus asiaticus (Chinese sucker), 2722 nucleotides long. RefSeq names its product sodium-dependent dopamine transporter-like. Gene Ontology annotation, molecular function: dopamine:sodium symporter activity; norepinephrine:sodium symporter activity. Gene Ontology annotation, cellular component: neuron projection; plasma membrane; presynaptic membrane. The coding region runs from base 189 to 2033 and encodes 614 amino acids. Lineage: Eukaryota; Metazoa; Chordata; Actinopteri; Cypriniformes; Catostomidae. The transcript is spliced from 15 exons. Gene Ontology annotation, biological process: dopamine uptake involved in synaptic transmission; sodium ion transmembrane transport. The record is from RefSeq and is a predicted model, not a curated record.
CUACAGUUUUGUAUUACGUUGAUAAAAGAAAUGGCCAAAAUUGUCUCCCAAACUGACGAGGAUCAUCAAUGCAUGAAGUAAGAAGCUUUUAUACGAAGAAGCACUUUACCCCCUAAAGAGGCUACUGUAUCUGCGUCUGGAGGUCCUCUCUCCAUCCUCUACGCUCCUGUGGCCUUGCCCGGCGACCCAUGCUAAGAGGUAGACACCCGGUCACACACAUGUCCUCAGCCAUCACCCCCGUUAAACCCUCCAGCACCACGGCCCCCAAGGAGGUGGAGCUGAUCCUGGUGAAGGAGCAGAAUGGGGUGCAGUUCACCACCUCCACCCUGGUCAGCCCGACCGGUCAGACCCACCCCUCAGGAGAGGAGAGAGAGACCUGGGGCAAAAAGAUUGACUUCCUGCUGUCAGUGAUUGGCUUUGCUGUGGAUCUAGCCAAUGUGUGGAGGUUCCCCUACCUCUGUUACAAAAAUGGAGGAGGUGCUUUCCUGGUUCCAUACCUUUUCUUUAUGGUGAUUGCUGGAAUGCCGCUGUUCUAUAUGGAAUUAGCUUUGGGCCAGUAUAACCGUGAAGGAGCAGCAGGAGUCUGGAAGAUCUGUCCCAUCUUUAAAGGUGUGGGAUUUACGGUGAUCCUGAUAUCAUUGUACGUGGGAUUCUACUAUAACGUCAUCAUUGCCUGGGCUCUGUUUUACCUGUUCUCCUCUUUCUCCGGUGAACUGCCCUGGAUCAACUGUAACAACACCUGGAACAGUCCAAAUUGCUCAGACCUCAAUGCCACCCUGUUGAAUGAUACGCACAAGGCUACGCCUGCCCUAGAGUACUUUGAGCGAGGGGUCCUCCACCUUCAGGACAGCACUGGAAUAGAUGAUCUGGGUCUGCCCCGCUGGCAGCUCACUGCCUGCCUUGCCGUGGUCAUUGUGGUCCUCUACUUCAGUCUGUGGAAGGGAGUCAAGACAUCAGGGAAGGUGGUGUGGAUCACAGCCACUAUGCCCUAUGUUGUACUGACUGUUCUGCUGCUGCGUGGUGUCACUCUGCCUGGAGCCAUCGAUGGCAUUAAAGCUUACCUGAGUGUGGACUUCCUCCGUUUGUAUGAUGCUCAGGUCUGGAUCGAGGCUGCCACACAGAUCUGUUUUUCUCUGGGAGUGGGGUUUGGUGUGCUAAUCGCCUUCUCCAGCUACAACAAAUUCAGUAACAACUGUUACAGAGAUGCGAUCAUAACCAGCUCCAUAAACUCUCUGACCAGCUUCUUUUCUGGAUUUGUCAUAUUCUCCUUUUUGGGUUAUAUGUCACAAAAGCACAACGUUGCCCUUGAUAAAGUAGCCACUGAUGGUCCUGGCCUGGUGUUCAUUAUUUACCCAGAAGCCAUUGCUACACUACCAGGCUCUUCAGUGUGGGCUGUUAUAUUUUUCAUCAUGCUACUCACAUUAGGAAUCGACAGUGCUAUGGGUGGAAUGGAAUCUGUGAUCACGGGACUCAUAGAUGAAUUCAAGUUCCUGCACAAACAUCGAGAGCUCUUCACACUCUUCAUCGUAGUUUCCACAUUCCUCAUCUCUCUCAUCUGUGUCACAAAUGGUGGCAUCUAUGUAUUCACCUUGUUGGACCACUUUGCGGCAGGGACAUCAAUUCUCUUUGGAGUGUUGAUUGAGGCCAUCGGCAUAGCCUGGUUUUACGGUGUGGAUCGCUUUAGUGAUGAUAUCCAAGAGAUGAUUGGACAGAGACCUGGUCUUUACUGGAGACUGUGCUGGAAGUUUGUUAGUCCAUGUUUCCUCUUGUUUAUGGUUGUUGUCAGUUUUGCAACUUUCAACCCUCCAAAGUAUGGUUCCUAUUAUUUCCCCACAUGGGCUAACAUGGUUGGUUGGUGUUUGUCCAUAUCGUCUAUGAUCAUGGUGCCUCUCUACGCCAUCUAUAAAUUCUGCUCUCUGCCUGGAAGUUUUUGUGAUAAACUGGCAUAUGCUAUAACCCCGGAGUCUGAGCAUCACUUGGUGGAGCGUGGGGAGGUUCGGCAGUUUACGCUUCAACAUUGGCUGGUGGUUUGAGGAGCUCUAUAUAUUGAGAUGGAGAGGGCACGGGGAGACUCCGUUCCAUUAGGGAAUGUGUGUCAGUGCCAAAAGAAACCGUAUUACUAGUUGUUUUCUCUUGCAUAAUUGGGCAUGUGGCUGUAUCGUGACUUUGAUCACAAUGUGGUUGACAAUCUGUCAGUAUCAAUUUUACUUUCAGUAUACAAUGACUGUUAUAAUGGCUGAUGUUGUCCCCAUUGACUGUUUGUUUAUUGUUUAUAUAUUUAUUUUGUGAUCAGAGUACAACUGAGCCUUAUUGAUUAAUGUGAUUGAAGUGUCAGACACUGUACAAAGUAAAUCUUUAGAAACAUUUUAAAGUUUAGAAAUGUGUAAAUAGUGCAAUUGCAAAAAUAGUGUCUGAGAAGUGCAAAUACGAUUUCUAUUGAACAGCAGAGUUCAAUUGAUCACAACAAAUCUGUUUCUGUUAAUGCUUGCUUAUAUACGCACACUGAAGGUCCCACAAAGAGUUGCUCUUUGAUUGCAGAAAUACAGAGAAUUCAGUUUGUGGGCAAAAAAUACAUCGUUACUUUUGUGGGGUAUUCGCAUAUACUGUAUCUUUACAUUUAAUUAAUGCAAUGGUAAUCUUCCGAAUAAACAAAAUACAUUUAUGGGACAAGUAAUUUAUGGGAUUUCUGUCAUAUUGAAUGUUGUUUACUAAAUUAAUGUAU